AUGGAGAACGAGUACAGUGGGGAAGAAAACCCAGGAAACUUAUCAGUUAGAAUUUUAAAUAGAAAAAUUUGGGAAGACUUCUCUGCACUUUCAACUGAGAUGAUUUUAACGAAGAAUGGACGGAAAUUAUUUCCGAGACUGCAGUAUGGAAUUACUGGUCUGGAACCCGAAAGACGCUAUUUGAUAGAGCUUCAGUUUCACCUCGUCGACAACAAGAAGUACAAAUUCAAAGGGGACGCGUGGAUGGAAACCGAAUGUUUUGAAUCAGACUCUUCAUUACCGACGGUAUUACACCCAGAUGGGUGGCAGAAUGGCAGUAUAUGGAUGCAAUAUGGGAUCAAAUUUGAUCACAUCAAAAUUACAAACACUGUUGGUUCACAAGAAAAUGUGCUACUGCAGUCGAUGAGGAAGUAUCAACCAGUAAUUGCAGUCUAUACUCUAAAGGAUUAUACAGAGCAACUGAACAGCAAUAGCAGUUUUUACGUACCGCAGGAACGGGUUUUCAAGAUUUUUGAAUUUUAUAGUCCAAUCCAGCAGUUUAUAGCCGUCACAGCGUAUCAAAACUUUAGAAUAACCGCUCUAAAGAUAACCAGUAAUCCUUAUGCUAAGGGUUUCCGUAAUGGACCAACUAAAAGAAAGAGUUCACUUUCAAGUACAGGAUCUACACCAUCACCAGAUGUUAAAAGAAAUCCAGGUUUUGAUGGUAUUCCAGCUGAAGCAUUUUUCAUUUCGAAUUGUGGGUUACACUUUGGUCAAAGGACCAAUGAGCAAUGGCCCCAGUAUCAGUCGGAUUAUGUUCAACCCGCUCCCUCCCAAUUUAACAUGCCGUCGCUGGCUCCGCAGUUUCCCUACCAACAACUACCAACGAAAACGGAUGAGGAAUAUAACACGUGUACGCUAGGUUACUCGCCAUGGAAAUAUAAUACUAAUAGUAGGGAUUGCAAACUGGAAAAUUCAAACUCACCAUUCGCUUACCCACAGUUUUAA
Molecule: messenger RNA, 987 nt
Organism: Enterobius vermicularis (human pinworm)
Lineage: Eukaryota; Metazoa; Nematoda; Chromadorea; Rhabditida; Oxyuridae
Source: the annotation of a GenBank genome assembly